AUGUCAGGGGCUGGAAAUUCACAAAACACUAGUAAUGCUGCUACUGCUUCUUCUAAUGUAAGCGGAAGAUCGAACUAUCCCGGUAGAAGAAAUGAUCCUGGGUGGAAACAUGGGAUAGAUGUUCUUGGAAAUGGCAAAAAAGUUCGCUGCAACUAUUGUCAUAGCGAAUUCUGGGGAGGAAUUAAUAGAUUCAAGUUACACCUUGCUUGUUAUGGAGAAGAUGCUGGGCGAUGUGUUAGUGUCCCAGAUGAUGUGAUGCAAUUGUUUAAGCAAAUUGUGUCUAAUGCUGAAGAUGCAAAAAAUAAAAAGAGGCAUUUGAUUGACAUUAGUGCAGAAAAUGAAGUGGAGGUUGAUGUUGCUAGGCAUCAAAUUCAAAGCAAAGGGAAAGGUCUUCUUAGCUUCACAUCAAAGGGAAAGAGUAGUGGAGGAGGGGUGCAACAACAUUUGAAUGAAAUGCUGAAAAAAGACUUGAAGGAGCAAGCUUAUGAUGAAAUUGCUGAAUUUUUCUACACAAGUGGUCUUUCUUUCAAUGUGGUGAAAAAUCCUGCUUUUGCAAAGAUGUUGGAGACUGUUGGGAGAUAUGGAUGUGGUUUCAAACCACCUUCUUAUAAUGAUAUUAGAGAAAAGCUUUUGAAACGAGCUGUGGCUCGAACUGAUGGAAUCAGAGAUGAGUUUAAGGAGGAAUGGAAAAAAACUGGUUGCACAAUCAUGUCUGAUGGAUGGACUGAUAGGAAGAGGCGCUCAAUUUGCAACUUCAUGGUAAACAGUCCUAAAGGUACAUUUUUUCUGUAUUCAUUGGACACUUCUGACAUUUCAAAAACCACUGAUAAGGAUUCAAAAAUGUUGGAAGAUGCUAUCAAUUAUGUUGGAGCAGAAAAUGUUGUUCAGGUGGUUACUGAUAAUGCUGCAAAUUACAAAGCAGCGGGAGAAAAGUUGAUGCAAACAAUAGAUCAUUUGUAUUGGACCCCGUAUUGGACCCCGUGUGCGGCACAUUGCAUUGACUUGAUAUAA
This is a messenger RNA of Lotus japonicus, 1011 nucleotides long. RefSeq lists its product as uncharacterized. Lineage: Eukaryota; Viridiplantae; Streptophyta; Magnoliopsida; Fabales; Fabaceae. The transcript has a single exon. The coding region runs from base 1 to 1011 and encodes 336 amino acids. The record is from RefSeq and is a predicted model, not a curated record. Gene Ontology annotation, molecular function: DNA binding.